Alligator mississippiensis (American alligator) is the source of this 1935-nucleotide messenger RNA. RefSeq names its product trafficking regulator and scaffold protein tamalin (gene TAMALIN). Gene Ontology annotation, cellular component: plasma membrane. Bases 44 to 1069 code for a protein of 341 amino acids. The transcript is spliced from 8 exons. Gene Ontology annotation, molecular function: protein binding. Gene Ontology annotation, biological process: signal transduction. The record is from RefSeq and is a predicted model, not a curated record. Lineage: Eukaryota; Metazoa; Chordata; Crocodylia; Alligatoridae.
AUAGCCGCGUGCGGCCGGGCGCGCCCGCAUCCCCGGCCCGGCCAUGACCCUGCGGCGGCCCCGCGCCCGGCCGCGCCCGCGGGACGAGGCGGAGGAGGCGGCGGACGUGUACCGGGCUCUGGCCGCCUCCGGGGGCACCCUGCCCCGCGCCCGCAAGGGCUCUGGAUUCAAGUGGAAACUCCUGAGCGAGUCCCCAGAGGAGCACAGGCGAGCCGUCACGCUAGAGAAGAAGGAGGAGGAGGCGUUCGGGUUUGAGAUCCAGACCUAUGGCCUCCACCACCAGGACAAGCGGAGCGUGGAGAUGUUCACCUUCGUGUGCCGCGUGCACCAGGGCAGCCCAGCCCAGCUCGCCGGGCUCAAACCAGGGGACAGCAUCACAGCUGUGAAUGGGCUGAAUGUGGAGGGCAUCCGGCACCGAGAGAUCGUGGAGAUCAUCAAGGCCUCGGGAAACGUGCUCAGGCUCGACACGCUGUACGGGACGUCCAUCCGGAGAGCGGAGCUUGAGGCCCGGCUGCAGUACUUGAAGCAAACCCUGUAUGAAAAGUGGGGCGAGUACCGCUCGCUGAUGGUGCAGGAGCAGAGGCUGGUGCGUGGCAUAGUUGUGAAGGACCCCAGCAUCUACGACACGCUGGAGUCGGUGCGCUCCUGCCUGUACAGUGCCGGGCUCAUGAGCGGCUCCCCCCUCGGGCAGAUGCUGUCGGGCGCGGGCAGCACCUAUGGCAGUGCCAGCUGUGUCAGCACUGCCACGGAUGAGAGCGAGGACUCCCUCUACCAGACUUGCCUCUUCGACUCGGCUGACUCACUGGACACGGCGUCCACCCGUCAUGGGGCCACCGCACCCCCCGCCCUCUCGCCCCGCCGGCCCGCGCUGACCCGCAGCGCCAGCGUCAAGUGCACGGGCAGUGCCAGCAGCAAUGGGGCGGCCGGCCCUUUCUGGGACAAGCCCUGUGCCCCGGCCAGUGGCGUUGCUGGCCCCCGCAAGAGUAAACACACCAGCUUCCGCAAGAGACUGCUCAAGUUCAUCCCCGGCCUCAACCGCUCACUGGAGGAGGAGGAGAGUCACCUCUAGGCACCGACUGGGCGCGGGGCACAUGGGGGUACAGCCACCUUCCCAGGACUUAUUUAUUUAUCUAUUUAUUGCCCUGGCCCCAGGUGACCGCGGGGUGCUUGUGCCUGGGGGACGAUGCCAUGGAGGUAGGGGAACUCCUGGCCGGUUUUACCUCUAUGGCGAAGCCAAAGACCUGGUCAGGGGCAGUGCGUGCCUGUUGGAGGGGAGCACCUCUUUCUGCCGGCAUGGUGGGGCUGGUGGUCAGACCCUGCCCUGCCAGGCACCCAGGCCCUGGGUGUGGUGCUGUGAGCGGGUGUCCACAGGCCUGGUGCUCUCAGGCAAGGCCAGCCUGCAGGGAGUAGCCAUGGCACAGGCAUGGUGCAAGGAGCUGCUCUGAGCACCGCCGGGCGCCAAGGCCCUCAGCCACCGCCCGGCUGCAGGGAGCCCCGGUGCAUCUUUGCACCGUGUCCUGCCUUGCCAGUGUUCUCGGCUGUUACCCGCGUGCCUGCGUGAUACUCGGGGACUUGGGGCUAGCCCGUGAAGCGUAGAGCCCCUGGGCCAGCCCCGGGCUGCCGCCGAGAGCUGCUCCCCGCAGCCUCCUGGAAAACUUGGCUUUAGCUGUGUCUGGGCCACAGCUCGUCCCUGCGCUCGGGGGCGGAGAGACUGUUUCCACCGCGGGGAAGUUCCCGGCUGAGCUGCCGUGGCGCUGACUCUUUAUCUCAGGAAAUGGAGCAGGAAGGAGGUGGCUGGGCCCGAGGCAGCUCCACGAUGUGCUGGGCGGCAGGACGGGCCCGGCUGGAGGCCCCAGGGCAGGGGCAGCUCUGUACAAUGUCACUCACUGCUUGUGGUGGGCACAGAGGCGUUCAAUACAGCAAGACUUUUUUGCA